This is a messenger RNA of Onychomys torridus (southern grasshopper mouse), 2237 nucleotides long. Its product is annotated as serine/threonine-protein phosphatase 2A regulatory subunit B'' subunit delta-like. The record is from RefSeq and is a predicted model, not a curated record. Gene Ontology annotation, molecular function: protein phosphatase regulator activity; calcium ion binding. Gene Ontology annotation, biological process: protein dephosphorylation. The transcript is spliced from 13 exons. NCBI's taxonomy places the organism in Eukaryota, Metazoa, Chordata, Mammalia, Rodentia, Cricetidae. Bases 136 to 1884 code for a protein of 582 amino acids. Gene Ontology annotation, cellular component: protein phosphatase type 2A complex.
UUUGGGAGGCACCGCGCUCCCUAAUGACGCUAGCGGCAGCGACGCACCCGUUUUGAAGCCUGUGGCAGAGCCGGGCGUGUCCCGGCGGUCCGCUGGACCUUCCGCCCGACCCCUGACCCCGCCCCCGCCGCCGCCAUGGCGCCCGGGAAGGCGCUGACGCCCGUGCUGAAGCGGAAGGUGGACGAGCUCUUCCUGCGCUGGCUCAGCGACCCCGACACGCAGCGCGCGCUGCACGACGGGCUGCACCGCAUUCGGGCCGCCGCGGGGCACGCCGGGAGCUCGGGAAAUGUCCGCCAUGAUCCGCAGGCCACGGGGCACUCCACGAUUUUCCGCUAUGGUCCGCCUGCCGCGGGGGACGCCGGGAACUCCUGGAAUGUCCGCCAUGAUCCGCCGUGGAGCUCCGGGAAUGUCCGCCAUGAUCCAUCGGCCGCGGGGGACGCCAGGAGCUCCGGGAAUGUCCGCCAUGAUCCGUCCGCCGCAGGGGACGCCAGGAGCGCCGCGGGGCACGGAGGGAGCUCGGGGAAUGUCCACCAAGGGCUGUCAGUCACCAGAGCCAGCAAGGCCCCGCCCCCCGGCCUCCGCGUCCCUGCCUUCUUCUUCCCAGGCGGCCGCCCCGUGGACGUGGAUGUGGACGCCGCCGUGGCCCGCGUGCUGCGCGUCUUCGCCCGGUUCCCGUGUGAGAGGGCCAAGAUGGCCGACAUGGGGGCUGUGGCCAAGGCCUGCGGCUGCCCGCUGUACUGGAAAGCACCGCUGUUCCACGCGGCCGGUGGGGGGCGCACGGGCUCCGUGUCAGUCCAUACAUUCGUGACCAUGUGGAGGAAGGUCCUCCUGACAUGUCACGACGACGCAGCCAAGUUCGUGCAGCUGCUGGUGAAGCCAGGGCGGGACGGGCUGGAGCAGGAGGACUUCGCGCCCUUCCUGCAGGACGUGGUGAACUCGCACCCCGGGCUGUCCUUCCUGAAGGAGGUGCCGGAGUUCCGCGCACCUUACAUCGCCACGGUCACCCAGAGGAUCUUCUACACUGUGAACCGGUCGUGGUCUGGGAGGAUCACUUGUUCGGAGCUGCGGAGGAGCCGCUUCCUGCAGAGCGUGUCCCAGCUGGAAGUGGAGCCCGACAUCAACCGCAUGACAGCGUUCUUCUCCUUGGCGCACGUCCGCGUCAUCGUCUGCAAGUUCCAGGAGCUCGACACCGAUGGCGACCUGCGGCUGGACGCUAGGGAUCUGGGCCGCUACGCAGAUGGCGCCAUUUCCUCCAGGAUGAUCGACAGGAUCUUCUCAGGCGCUGUCACGCGGGGCGGGAAAGGGCGUCAGGACGGGAAGAUGGGCUUCUCGGACUUCGUGUGGUUCCUGCUGUCGGAGGAGGACAAGACCACGCCCACCAGCGUGGAGUACUGGUUCCGCUGCAUGGACCUGGACGGCGACGGCGUGGUCUCCCUCUUCGAGCUGGAGCACUUCUACACGGAGCAGGCGCGGCGCCUGGAGGCCCUGGACGUGGAGCCGCUGCCCUUCCGCGACUGCGCGUGCCAGGUGCUCGACAUGCUCAGGCUGCGCACGCCGGGGCGCAUCACGCUGGGGGCCCUGAAGAGCUGCGGCCUGGCCAGCGCCUUCUUCGACACGUUCUUCAACGUCCACAAGUACCUGGACCGCGAGCAGCGCGAGCCCGCCUGGCUGGGGCAGGAGGCGGAGGGCCCGGCGCUGACGGACUGGGAGAAGUUCGCGGCCAAGGAGUUCGACUUCCUGGUGGCUGAGGAGGCAGCGGAGGCGGGGGAGGAGCCGUGGGAUGACAGGCUGGAGCUCGACCCCACGCUGCCACCCUUGCCAUUGGAGUCUGCGCUGGGCGACCUGGACCUGUACGAGUUCGCGGACAGUGAUGACACCCUAUGACCUUGUGUGUGUGUGUGUGUGUCAGCCCACGGGUAUUUAUUCCGCCCGGAUGGCGCCCACGGGGACACGCUAGGACACGGGUGCAAACAUGCGCACCCGAGCCCUGGGGGCACGAGUGUGCCUCCAUGGGGCGUGUACAGGGGCGUGCACGUUGGGACAGAUACCAGGCUGGGUGCACGCGUGUGUCUGAGAUCAGCCACAUCCCCUGUGCACUCGCGCGUGUGUGUGUGAUGGACGCCGUCCCUCGUGCACAAGAAUGCGUUUCCGUUUGCACACGCGUGUGUCUGUGAUGACCCCAAUCCAUGUGCACACGUGUGUUGGUGCCCACGCCCCGACCUUGUGCGCACGUGUUU